UUCACCCUCUCCCUGCAUCUUUCCCAAGGGACAGAAGAGCAACCAGGAGGCCGGGAGGAGGGCGGCGCUGGGAGGUCUCGGCUGACACCGCCUCUUUACUAGCCCGGCCACAGACCUUUGAUCUCGAACUCCUGCCGGGGUUUCUAAAUGAACACGUCUCCGUUGCUUUUGUAACCUCCUUUUGGUGGGGCUGGAAGCAGCCCAGCGAGCAAAGGUCGGAAGUCCCGGCAGGCAGGCAGGCGGAGAGCGCCCGGCUUGCCUCCAGCGCCCGCCCGCUGCAACUGCGCCUGAGUCUCUGUCCAGGGACCCGAAGGACGCGCCCAAGCCACGCAUCGGCGGGAGGUUCGCGGAGCGGAGGAAGCUUUCCUGGUUUAGUAAUGGCGACGAUCACUGCUGUUCCAAAGUCUUCCCUUGCUGAUGAACCAUUGAAAAUCCACAUCACUGGCCUGAAGCCCUCCCAGCUAGUGACCAUCCAGGCCUCCCUAACAGAUGAAAAAGGGGUGCUCUUCCAUGCCAGAGCUUUUUACUUCGCAGACAAGAACGGUGACGUGGAUCUAGUGAGAGAUGCUGCCGCCGGAGGGGAUUAUUCUGGUGUGCAGCCGAUGGGUAUCUUCUUGUUCUUGAAGCCAGAGAAGCCGUUUUCUAGGCUGAUGAAACGAGAUGUGAUGAACACCCCCUACAAGGUCCAGCUGGACGUGUUUGAUUCAUUUCAAAUUGUUUCCCCAUCAGAGGACCAGUCCUUAGCCAAAGAAACUGUAGACCGGUGGUACUCAUCUCCUGGUGUGCAAAGGAUCCCCGUCAGGCAUGGCAGAGUCCGUGGGGCUCUCUUUCUUCCCGCAGGACAAGGUCCUUUUCCAGGAGUAAUUGACAUUUUUGGUGGCAUCGGUGGGCUGACGGAAUUUCGCGCCAGUCUUCUUGCCAGCCGUGGGUUUGCGACUUUGGCUCUAGCUUAUUUCGCUUAUGAAGAUCUGCCCUUUGUUCUGGGCCCGAUAGAUUUGGAAUAUUUCGAGGAAGCAGCUGAGUUUCUCCUGAAACAUCCCAAGGUUCGUGGGCCAAGACUUGGUAUAGUGGCGAUAUGCAAAGGGGCAGAGAUUGCGUUGGCCAUGGCAACGUUCUUGCCACAAAUUGGAGCGACGGUUUGCAUCAACGGGACCAAUGCUGUCAAUGGAUAUCCCCUCUAUUACCGAGACCUGUGCAUCCAGCCAAUCCCGUACAAACACGAAUGCAUGCUAAUAACCGAGCAGGGUCUUGUUGAUAUGUCUAACAUAUUCGGCGACCCGCAAGCAAAGCUUCAUCAGGGCAGUAUCUUACCUGUGGAAAAAGCCCAAGGAAAGAUCCUCUUUAUUGUGGGAGAAAGUGACAAGAACUAUAACAGUAAGGCUUAUGCCACGGAAAUCCUGGAGAGGAUGACGAAACUCGGGAAGACCCACUGCACCCUUCUCUCCUAUCCAGGUGCUGGGCACCUGAUAGAACCUCCGAGCUCCCCCUGCUGUUACCAGUCCUGGUUACCUAUCCUCUCCCAUCCUGUUUUGUGGGGAGGGGAGGCCCAAGCCCAUGCCGCAGCACAAAUCCAUUCUUGGAGAGAGAUCCAGAAAUUUCUCUACCUGCAUCUCGUUCUGGCUCAGUCCAGCAGGCUUUGAAAUCUGCCCCUUGUGAUCUGAGCAGACCCGUCACUAACACAACACUGAAUCAACACUUUAAAAAAAUGUAUGUUAAGCACGAGCAUCCGAAGCACAGCCAUGGUUGAACGUCACAACAGAAUGAAUGACAAGCAUCCAGUGGGAUUUCCGUGUGUACCUCUGCACUUAAGGUGUGAGGGAGGAGAGGGGAUAGCAUGCAUGCCCUGUUUUUUUGGGGGGGAGGGCAAACUGAACAUGGGCCGUUUCCACACGUCUUCUCCCCCUCCUGAAAAAUGGCGCAAAACUUACGGAAUGAUGCGCCUUCGUGGCGCGAUUUCCCAAUAUGACUUUGCUUCGUGGUGCGAUGACAUCAGAAAACACAUCACAAAGCAAAUUCAUGAUGGGAAAUUGUGCUAUGAAGGCAUGCCAUUCCGUAAGUUUUGCGCCAUUUUUUGGGGGGGGGCGAGGAAACGGCCCUUGCUAUCAGAUGUACUACAUAGCACCACCACUGUGGUAAUCUUUUUAAACAUUUGAAAGCCACUUCUGGUAGUGUCGUUCAGAAGGGCAAAUCAGUAAGUGGGGAAAGGGUAAAGCAGCGGUCCCCAAUCUUGGUGAGGCUGUGGACACGUUGUGAGAAUUUUGAGGAGGGAUAGUGGGUGGCACCACCAGAGAAUGACUGCUAUGGGGGCAUGCAGUGGUUCUUUGGCAUAGGGUGCUAGGAGCAGUCACAAAAGAUUUGGGGGCUGCAAGCCACACAUCCUCCUACUAAGGCUUGGUGUGUGCCAGGGUCAACCAUGUGUGUCCUUAAAAGUAAGUGCUGCAAUCCAGGAAGGAUGAUACAUGCAGAGAAGGACCUUGUAUGUUUGAAUUCUCUUUUUGGGGUUCUUGCUGGAUCCUGACGUGAUACACACCGCAAUAGGCAUUUUGAUAUGAGGAACCCAAUACAGUUCUCACUAGCACCCUCAAGUCAUGUUUAUUACGGACAGGGCUCCUGAAAUCAGUUCUGUAGGGAAUGCUGUACACCGAACCACCCCAUCACGCUGAACCCAAGCAAAUUUUAGUUUAGUGGGAAUGCUGUUGGAAGUAGAUACUAACCAGGAAAUGAGAAGCAGAAUCUAAUUAGGCUGUUCUGAAUGCUUCUGGAAUUGUUAAAUUCCAAAGCACCAGACUUGGACUUGAAACCAUCUAAUUAAAAUCCUUGUUCGCCUUGAAGCUCAGUUGGUGAUCUUCAGUGAAUUAUCUCUCAGGCUUGCAGUGUAGAUAGAGCAGAAACAGCCUCAUGUAUACCAUCCGAAGCUCCUUGGAGAAAAAAGGUGGGAUACAAAUGUACGUAAUAGCCUGCAGACCAAGGCUUUGUGUGUGCCAGUGUCAAUCCUGUGUGUCCUUAAACGUGCUGCAAUCCAGCAAGGAAGAUACAUGCAGAGAAGCAGGUUGUAUGUUUGAAUUCCCUUUUUGGGGUUCUUUGUAUGCUAGAACCUGAUGUGAUGUGCAACAGGCAUUUUGAUAUGAGGACUCCAAUACAGUUCUCACUGGCAACCGUUGAUGUGAAUGUGGUAUGUAUUUCCAUUCACUUUGCAAGGCGGAGAAUUUGCACCCAUAACCUUGUGUUUCACACGAUGUGCGUGUUCAUUGCACAUGUUAGGAUUACGGCCAAGUCUCCACCGAAUGAACAGAAUUGAUUUUACACAGUGGAACUGGAUCUGCUUUUUAAAAAUGAGAACGGGAGAAUCCACCAUAUGAAGGAAAUAGGUGGAAUUUAAAGAAAACGACUUUCUUGUAUAUGAUUCAAAUCUCCGUCCUUUGUUUCCACCACUCUUGGGGGUAAGUAGUACCAGUUGCAGAAGAGAAAAAGGGCUGAUAUAAAUGACUUUUCCCCAGUACUAUGGUACUGGGAAAAAGUGAAGCCACAUAUGAAAACUGAGAGUCCCAGAUGAAUGUUGGGAAUGUCCCCGAAGAGAUCUGUAUCUCCCCAGUUGUAGGGCAUACACGAAUGAGUGAGGAUGGUUCCAUUUCUGGAAAGCUAUGAACAUUCCCAUAAAAAUAUAAACGAGAUUGUCAAACUGCCUUCCAGGCUUGUGGCAGGAAUAAAUCAGAAUGACUGAACUGAUGCCACUCUCAGCUCUUUGAGGAAGAGUAGAAUAAAAACGUAAUAAAUAAAAUACAAUGUUUCUGAUUUUCGUUAUUAUUUUUUUUUAAAUCUGCAUGCAUUCCGGUGAACGGUAUGGUACAGGAACAGCUCACUGCAAUAAGAGAUAAAAUGAAAACAUAGCUUAAAAUGGUACGUGUGGCAGUAGCCAGAUGGUGUUCAGAAGACUGGGGUGAAGCUCACACAGCUGUCUGGCAGCUAAUGUGUAUUUCAUACUGGGGUUUCUUUACUCAACUGUUAUACCGUUUCUGUGCACUAGUACAGCCCUGCCAGUCACCUCAUUGCAGGGGUCACUCGAAGAAUCUUUGUGUGCAACAUCCACAUUGCCUUCUUGCUCUGGAGGGGAGUAGUGGCCAAUAGGGAAGGGUCUGUAGCUCUGUGCUUUGCAGAAUUGCUGCUAUUCAGGGUUAACAAUACCGGACAAGAUGGAGUAAUGAUCUGUCAGAUACACCCCUGUUUACCUGCCAUGGUUGGGUCUAUGCAUAAUGUCCUGAUGCUCUGAAAAUGUGUAGAGGGAUCCUAAUUGCGACUUGGCUAUUAGUUGCUUACCUUGCAGGCGUUUUGCUUUCGUUUCCCCAGCCAUCUUGAGACCGUGGCCUGGGAGAGCUGGCUGGAGCCAGUCUUCCCUGAGAACUGUGAUGAAUUCUCCCCUUCCUCUUCCCUUCUCCCCACCAAGCCUGGACCCUUCGUGCCAAAACCCUAAUGGUCUCCCAUUUCCAGGGGCGGGAACGUUCCCGUAUAAUGAACGCUGCUCAUCCACCUUUCGUCACUUCUGCCAAUGACCCUGUCUGAGUACCUUGAUACUGAUAUAUCUCUAAUAAAGCAACUUUAACUCUUA
Molecule: messenger RNA, 4603 nt
Organism: Eublepharis macularius
Lineage: Eukaryota; Metazoa; Chordata; Lepidosauria; Squamata; Eublepharidae
Gene: BAAT
Product: bile acid-CoA:amino acid N-acyltransferase
Exons: 4
Coding region: 378-1640 (420 amino acids)
Biological process (GO): fatty acid metabolic process; acyl-CoA metabolic process
Cellular component (GO): peroxisome
Molecular function (GO): fatty acyl-CoA hydrolase activity
Source: RefSeq, a predicted model, not a curated record